AGAGGGGAGUGAGGAGCGCGAGACAGAGUGUGUGUGGAAGUCCUUGCCCGCCAAACAAACCAAAAUCACUCCGACAAUAGCCUCUUAGAACGUUUCCUCUUCUCCGAACCCCCAGAAUUUCCCACCCAAAUUCCAACGAGAGGCUCUACCUUCGAGGCUAUCUCACUGAUUCCCUCAAACUUCCCCACAAUGACUCAGCCAUCGGUGCCUCCGCCGCCGUUGGCCCCGCCGUCGUCCCAUGUCGGACAAGGUGUCCAAGUGCGCUGUGCUGGUUGCCGUAUGAUCCUGACGGUGGCGCCGGGGCUGACGGAGUUCGCUUGCCCAACCUGUCGAAUGCCGCAGAUGCUUCCCCCGGAGCUUAUGGGUAGGGCCCACCAGAAACCGUCUCAUUACUCACCCUUGCCUCUUCCGUCGUCGCAGCAGUCUCACGUGCCGGCACACGGCAUUGAUCCCUCUAAGAUCCAGCUUCCUUGUGCUAGCUGCAAGGCUAUCCUCAAUGUCCCUCCUGGCCUCGCAAGGUUCGCUUGCCCGCAAUGUGGGGUUGACCUCGCCGUUGAUAUCUCUAAGGUCAAGCAGUUCUUCCCUUCUGGGCCUCCUCCAGAAGAAGUCAACGAGUUAGCUGUUGAAGUGGAGCGUGAUGAAGAUGAUGGCGGUGGCCUGGUUGGAGAAACCUUUAUGGAUUAUCGGCCACCAAAAGUAUCUAUUGGACCUUCACACCCAGACCCUGUUGUGGAAACAUCAUCUUUGUCUGCAGUGCAGCCUCCUGAGCCUACCUAUGAUCCAAAGAUCAAAGAAGAUUUGGAAAGUUCAAAGGCCUUGUCAUGCUUACAAAUUGAGACAUUGGUCUAUGCUUGUCAGAGACAUCUACAGCACUUACCCAACAGUGCUAGGGCAGGAUUCUUAUUGGGGAUGGAGCUGGUGUUGGUAAGGGGUCGAACAAUUGCAGGGCUAAUAUGGGAGAACUGGAACCAUGGAAGGAGAAAAGCACUGUGGAUUUCUGUUGGUUCUGACUUGAAGUUUGAUGCCAGAAGAGACUUGGAUGAUGUUGGUGCAACUUGCAUUGAAG
Molecule: messenger RNA, 1066 nt
Organism: Neltuma alba
Lineage: Eukaryota; Viridiplantae; Streptophyta; Magnoliopsida; Fabales; Fabaceae
Product: protein FORGETTER 1
Exons: 5
Biological process (GO): regulation of DNA-templated transcription
Cellular component (GO): nucleus
Molecular function (GO): chromatin DNA binding; histone binding
Source: RefSeq, a predicted model, not a curated record